This is a messenger RNA of Mya arenaria, 491 nucleotides long. RefSeq lists its product as uncharacterized. Bases 31 to 366 code for a protein of 111 amino acids. NCBI's taxonomy places the organism in Eukaryota, Metazoa, Mollusca, Bivalvia, Myida, Myidae. The transcript is spliced from 2 exons. The record is from RefSeq and is a predicted model, not a curated record.
GAUGAUGACAACAUCAGCACUUUAUCCAAAAUGGCAGAAGUGAAGCAGUCUCCCAGAUUGGUCUCCCUUGGUCUAACCUCACCCCAGGUCCGUGAGGUCAUCACCCGCUAUGUCCAGCAGUAUAUGAACGUUUGCACCUUUAGGCCAACAGCUGGGACUGUAAAGGCUCCAGUCACAUUGAUCAGGGGCCGGCAGAACCAGAAAGGCUCCAAGAUGCCGGGGGAUUAUGGAUUGUCUAAGGUGUACGAGGGAGGGGUGGCAGUCCACAUUCUCAACACCCCACAUGGCACCGUCCUCCAAAAGAUGGCUGACGAAGUCAUGGCAACGAUCAACGCUACAGUGGAAAAGGCCAAGACAGCAGGCUAGAACUCAGAUUGUGACUUUAUGGUGUCUGUAUUGCAGACAUUAAAAGAAAAAACAUACUUUUUUUCAUGUCAAGACAUAUCAUUCAUUGGUUAAUUAAAAUGAUUGGAUUAAAACUUGAAUAAUUA